CCGCGCCGCCGCUCAGUCGCGUCGCAGGCGGGCGAGCGAUCAGUAGUGAACGGGUUCGCGAGUGGUGAGGUGUUGCGCGCGUGUGUGUGUGCGGGGUGUGCAGCGCGCGUAAAUAGAGAGGGCGAGAUAGUGAACCCCUUCUCCUCCUCUUCCUGCCUGCCUGCCUGCCUGCCACCUGCCUACCUGCCUGCCUGCCUACCUGCCUGCCUGCCUACCUGCCUGCUUGCCUGCCUGCCUAUCUACCUGCUUGCACUUCCUCCACCUCGACCGGCGUUACGGGAGCGAGGAAAAGAAAAACACAACACAGACUCUCGUCGCCUCAGCAUGCAACCUCCACCGAGAAAAGUAAGCAACCCCGAGUUUCCCCGAGGGUGGAAAAUCCCGUAGAGUUCAGUCUCCUGUACCAUUGGCACGCGAAAAUCGUCCUUACGACUUGAGGACCAAUUUCAUGCCGUCGAAGUGCACUGUAAAAAAAAGGAAAAAUCAUGUCAUGUAUGUCCGUCGUCGUGAUUGCAAAUGGGAACUUCGCGAAAUUCCUGAAGAAUGUGCAUACAGAACAAGCGGCAAAGUUGCAGGCAAAAAACCAGCAUGAGUGCGAUCUCCUGGAGGAUAUACGCAAUUUCACAAUAAAAAAGUCCGCUAUUGAGAAAUCCUAUUCCGAGGCGCUGCUGAAAAUAUCGUCCGCGUACUUAAACAAAAAGAUACCCAACAUCCCAGACCUUAAAGUCGAUGGAGCCGAAGAGAAAUGGAACAUGUGGAACGUAUGGCGAACAGUGCUCGAGGAAAACGAGAAACUGGCACGCGCGCGCCUCGCCGCCGUCGAGGUCUUCCAGCAGCAGAUCGCUGACGACGCCAAGAGCCUCAAGAUGCACAAGCUGCAAAUCUCCAAGAAGGCAAUCGACCAAUUACUGAUAGUACAAAAGGAGCUGCAGACCUGCGUGCAGGACGUGGACAAGACGAAGAAGUUGUACUUUGAUGAGGAACACAGCGCGCACGAUGUGCGCGACAAGGCGAAGGACAUCGAGGAGAAAUUGAAGAAGAAGAAAGGCUCCUUCUUCCAGUCGAUAACGUCGCUGCAGAAGAACAGCGCCAAGGUGAGCUCGAAGCGAGAUGCCCUGGAGGAGAAGUCCACCGGAGCGCGCAACGAUUACCUACUCAGCCUGGCCGCCGCGAACGCCCACCAGAACCGCUACUUUGUGGUCGACCUUCAGAGCACCAUGCAGUAUCUAGAACAGGGAGUUUACGACAAGGUGGCGGAGUAUCUGACUCUGAUGGGUCGCACGGAACUGCUCACGUGCGUCGCCACGCAGAACAGCUUCGGCAAAAUACGCGACCAAGCGCAGCAGCUCACUAGGGAGUACAAUAUCCAGUGUUGUUGUUUGUACUAUCCGGUCUUGAAGCAGCACAUCCAGUAUGAAUUCGAGGCGUGCGACCACGACCCGAUGGACAGGAUAACCGCCGAUCACGCGGCGGCGAACGCUCUCGGCAAGGAGGCACGUCGCUGGUCGACGAGGAUCGCCCGUGAGGUCAGCACCGUUCGCGAGAACAACCGGAAACUGCAGACGAUGCUGCAGCUUAAGGAGGCCGGCCAAAAGACUGAUCCGAAUGAUCCUAAUGGUCCAGACUUAGACACUAAGAUCGACGAGCUGAAGCACGCCAUUCGACGCGCCGAGACUGCAAAGCUCAAAGCGGAGGCAAGGAUAGAGUGUCUCCGGCACGGUGGAGUGAACGUGGACGAGUUCCUGCAAGAGGCCGAAACGCUCAGCGUGCAGGAUAUGCCGCGCUCGGCCAGUUCCCUCUCUGUCAGGACAGACGCAUCCGGUGCAGCGGAACAUCCGUCCUCAGACUCUUUCUACGACAGCGACGGUGACGGCGGCAGCGACUUGACAACUGUGGAACGUCCCGGGAGCGGCAGAAACGCGCCGCAGCAAGAAGAGGAAGUUGCCGCCGAAGAGAGACAGAGGCACGACAGCGCCGAGGUUGAUGCUUUGUUGGAGCAGGAAAAGCAACGAAUAGAAGAGUUGACGGCAGGUUGGGACGAUCCUACGGCGGUGGACUGGGACAACGAAGAGAAGGACGAGCAAGAGACGCGCGAGACACCGGAAAUGGUCUCCAGCCAACCCAUCUACAAGUGCACCGCUCUCUACUCAUACACAGCGCAGAAUCCAGACGAGCUGUCGAUUGUGGAGAGCGAGCAGCUGGACGUGGUCGGGGAGGGCGACGGCGACGGUUGGCUAAAGGCGCGCAACUACCGGGGCGAGGAAGGUUUCGUGCCGCAGAAUUAUUUGGACGUAGAGCGGGAGCCGGAAGGGCCAGCUUCCGGCGGCCUCUCUUCACAAGGCCCGGUGGGUCUGGUCCAGCAAAUCUCCUUCUCGUCCGUCGACUACACCAUCGAUGAUCACGACGCCGUCGAUCCUGACGCGAACCUGCACGACGCCGUCGCUCCUGACACCAUUGUACAAAAUCACAUCGGAGAGGUGGAGCAGUACUGCAUCGCACUAUACGACUACGACGCGACUUGCGACGAGGAGCUGAGCUUCCUCGAGGGCGACAUCGUCCGGGUGUUGCGCAAGGAGCCUCACGAAGUGGACGACGGCUGGUGGGAGGGAGAACUACGGGACGAGCGAGGCCUCUUCCCGUCUCUCAUCGUGGAACCCUGCGGGCCCGACGGUUCCCCUCUGACCCCGCAGGACGACGUAACGCCGCCAAGUUCUGCGCCUCCUGUCUUCACCCCGCCGGAAGUACCGGAGUUUUUAUUGGCCGAUGAGCUCGCUCAGUUGGAUGAAUCGCUAGAAGAGAAGCCGGUGAUGAACGGCGAAGGCGGUUUUGUAAUAAACCUGUCCAAGGACCAAAAGGACCAUUACGGCUCGCAGUUCGAGGACAAGCCCGAGGCGCCUGGUAUAUUAGUCGUGGAGGUAUCAGAUGAGUCGGGCGAUAAGGCGGAAAAGUCCGAAGAUUCCACGGCCGUUGAGGAAUCCGACGCGAAUCGCAAGGACGACUUCGAGCUGGGGGUAGCGCAGAUCGUUAUCACGGCGGCCACGCCGAUGGAGGAGAUCGAGCAUUCAUUUCCAGGUGCCGAGGAGGCCCCGGAAGACCAGGUGAAGUCUACCGAGAGCUCCGAGGGCGACCAAGAGGCUUCAAGCGUCGCUUCGGAUCCCAAUGAGAGCGAGUGCAAGGAAGAGGAGGAGGCCACCGUGAUUUUGGAUGAAAAGGAUGGCGAUGAGGGCGAGGAGAAGUCCACGAUCGACGAGCUUCCAGCGGACUCCGCGCCGUUCCCGAUCAGCAGUAGUUCCGGUAGCGAGGCGGACUCGACCGCUUCCGGUCCUAGCACGAACGAAAACUCCCAAUCGCGUGGAACAGUGGUGGAGGUGACGGAGGAGGGCGAGGCGGGGGAGGAGGGGGAGGAGAUGCCGGUAGGGGGAAAGAUGCUGGUCGGUGGACGAGCCAGCAUCCCUGAUGAGCUGCAGCCGGACCAGCUGGAAAAACUACAGAGUCUGAAAGAGUCGAAUGCCUAGGGUCCCAGCUGACCGGGCCGCGGCAGCGGGCCCGGCAGGCUCCUCGCCCUGCCCCAAGGCCACCCCGACCACUUCCGUCACCUGCUGAACUUCUGGCGCGCGCCUGACGUCCUCGCCAGGAAGGACUAAGGACUUGUCUAGAGACAAGGAAGGACUCCGAGACUGAGAUGUGAGACACGAGCGGUGACAGAGAUGAAGAUGAUCAUUCUUGUGGCUGUCUCGUCUUCGGGAUGUAGCUUUCUUAGCGUCCAAUACAAGAAUAAUCGCGCUUACAACUGCCCCCUAUCUGGAAUAGGAAAUGAUGAUAAGUCCGGAGGAAAUGUGAAUUAAUUAGUGUCGAGGACGAGGAUCGUCGAGUCUUAAUUAUUCUGAGGAUAAUCGAGAAGAGAUCGAUCAAAGCUAUAGAGAAAAAGGGGUUGACGUGCUCCAUCGUCGGAUGGAUUUCAACAUUGCGAUAAUCUGUUGUCGAGUUGCGAAGCUAUCUAUUAGGUAGAUCACCACGUUAAUCUAUUUAUCUAGCACAAUAACAAUUGAUUUCGAUGAGAAGUAAGAAGAUGAAGAGUAUCCGAGGCCGGGACAGCCGCAAUGGAUGGAUGAUGCAAUAUAUUCAUGGUCACCGAGAGAUUCUAUGCAAGACUUUAUAUAAUGUCGCACCGAAAUCUUGAGGGUUCACAACGCGGCAGCGGUCCGAUCUGAUCUCCUCGAGUUUCCGAGAAGAUCGAUGUUAACUAAAAUUUCCCAAUUCCCAAGUCGAGCCUCUUGAAUCUUUGAGGAACUGGUUCAGGCCACCGUCGCGCGUCAUACCUUUCAUUUCUAUGUCGACCUAUUAAUAUAAAAAAUUAAACAAAAAAAAAACCUGAGAAGGCAGGAUCACACUGACUGUGUCCUGUUGUUUGGGAUAGCUGAUCUCGGGUCGGUCGAAGCGGCCCAUCUAGCGAAUUUGACGAUUGAGGAGGGGCAAUAUAUGAAUGCGAUUAGAGAACGAUGUACAGUGCGAAUAUAUACGGGAGAAGAGGAGAAUUGUCGAUACCUAUCGAUAUUAGAGGACUGUAAAGCGACGAUGACGACGACACCCGCACGACGGUCGUCGGUGUACAUUUCAAAGGAAUUACACUGGUGUUGCAUGUAAAAGG
Molecule: messenger RNA, 4648 nt
Organism: Harpegnathos saltator (Jerdon's jumping ant)
Lineage: Eukaryota; Metazoa; Arthropoda; Insecta; Hymenoptera; Formicidae
Product: F-BAR and double SH3 domains protein 2
Exons: 22
Coding region: 486-3515 (1009 amino acids)
Biological process (GO): regulation of actin filament polymerization; neuromuscular synaptic transmission
Cellular component (GO): neuromuscular junction; recycling endosome
Molecular function (GO): protein binding
Source: RefSeq, a predicted model, not a curated record